UUAUAUGCGUCGCUGACAGCGAAUUGUAACUACAGUAAUGGACGUAGUUCAACGUUAAAAAGUUCAAUUAUGUACCCCACAGCGUUGUCAGUUUUUUCUUUCUUUCUAUUGUUCAGUUAGAAGUCCUGUUUAAUCUUUUGUGGAAGUGAGUGAAUUUAAUGGCGGUGGCUCUCGUCGAUUAGCCUAUGUUGUCGAUAGUGAGCCAAAUCGAAGUAUUGACAACAUGACUCUACCAGCUUUGCACAACACCGGCGUGCUUUACAGAAGGAUUUUAUCACAAUUCCCCCAGGAUAUCAGUUUAGCGUUUGCCUAUGGAUCUGGCGUUUUCAAACAGCAAGGAACCAGCCAAGGUCAAAUGGAGAAAAAUAUGCUCGAUUUUGUGUUUGCGGUGGAUGAUCCAGUCACUUGGCACACCAUGAAUUUGCUGCAGAACCGUAAACACUACUCCAUCCUUAAACUACUGGGGCCCGCCAUGAUCAGCUCCAUACAGAGUGACCACGGGGCUGCUAUGUACUACAACACGCUGGUGCCCGUGGACGGGCGGAUCAUCAAAUAUGGCGUGAUUAGUACUGAGUGUCUAAUUGAUGACCUCAUGCACUGGAAAACCAUGUAUGCUGCAGGACGGCUUCACAAACCGGUGAAAUUGCUGGUGCAGGGUGACAACGGGAAGCUACGUGCCGCUCUGGUGGCUAACCUCAAGAGCGCUGUGACGGCCUCAUUCCUUAUGCUGCCCGAAAGUUUCAGCGAGGAGGAGCUUUUCUUGCAGAUAGCUGGUCUUUCUUACGCCGGUGAUUUCAGGAUGGUGAUUGGAGAAGAUAAAUCCAAGGUGACCAAUAUUGUCAAUGACAACAUGGAGCACUUCCGGAUUCUCUACAGCAACAUCUUACGGGAUUGCCCACAAGUAGUUUACAAGCCCCAACAAGGAAAAUUGGAGGUCGACAAAAGCCCAGAGGGCCAGUUUGUCCAGCUUAUGGCGCUGCCUCGCAUUCUGCAGCAGAGGAUCACCAAGCUGGUGGAUCCCCCUGGGAAAAACAGGGACGUGGAGGAGAUCCUAUUGCAGAUGGCCCAGGACCCUGACUGUGGAGCAGUUGUGCAGCAAGGUAUCUCCUCUAUUGUGAAAUCAUCUAGUAUAACGCAGAGUAUUAAAGGCAUCGCCACUGCCGGAAUGUGGAAGACCGUGUCGUAUAGCUCGAAGAAACUGCUAAAGAUGUGGAAGGGCUGGAGGAGGAAAACGGCAGUUUCCCAGACCUCCUGAUCCACAUUUGUCUGUGGAAUCUGUCAAUCACCCUUUUGUUUUAAAGCAUGAUGAACUGGACUUGAACAUUCACACGCAAUCUCCUCACAUUGGGGCUCAUUCAUUGAUUUGUAAUCUGUAAACCGCACACCCUAAUUCCCUUUUAAAGGACCUCCUGACA
Molecule: messenger RNA, 1415 nt
Organism: Syngnathoides biaculeatus (alligator pipefish)
Lineage: Eukaryota; Metazoa; Chordata; Actinopteri; Syngnathiformes; Syngnathidae
Gene: tamm41
Product: TAM41 mitochondrial translocator assembly and maintenance homolog
Exons: 8
Coding region: 224-1255 (343 amino acids)
Biological process (GO): CDP-diacylglycerol biosynthetic process; cardiolipin biosynthetic process
Cellular component (GO): mitochondrion
Molecular function (GO): phosphatidate cytidylyltransferase activity
Source: RefSeq, a predicted model, not a curated record